Messenger RNA from Danio rerio (zebrafish), 1919 nucleotides. NCBI's taxonomy places the organism in Eukaryota, Metazoa, Chordata, Actinopteri, Cypriniformes, Danionidae. The record is from RefSeq and is a predicted model, not a curated record.
CAGCACUUCUUUUGGUGGAUUUUGAUCUUCAACCGGACUCUUGACAGAGCAAAGGCUGGAGUACUGGAGAGAGACAGUCAAGUUCUUCUGCUGAGGUCUUGCAGGCUACCAUGAGUUCCAGAUCAACUCUGAUUAAUCAAGGUCCUCCAAAACGAUUCCGUCUACAUACAGAGAGGAAAAUACUUGAUGAUAAUGGUAAAGUCAGAAUAUGGAGGUAUGGUACAAAAGACGCCAGAAAACAAAACAAAAUUAUUCUGCUGGUGGGAGAGACCGGUGCUGGAAAGACCACCCUCAUCAACUCUUUAGUGAACUACAUACUGGGAGUGAAGUUUGAAGAUGAAACAUGGAAUGAAAUCACAGAAGAAGAAGGAGGAGAUCAAACAGAAUCCCAAACCUCUGAAAUCACCAUGUAUGAGGUGUUUCCAGAGGACAGUGCCAUUUCUCUCACCAUCAUUGAUACUCCAGGUUACGGAGACACUAGAGGACUGGAGAAAGAUCUGGAGGUUGCUGAAAAUUUAGCUUAUUUGUUUCAGAGCAAUGAUGGAGUUCGAGAAGUCGAUGCUGUGUGUUUUGUGAUUAAAGCAUCUAAUAAUCGUCUCUCAGACAGACAACACUACAUUAUCAGCUCAGUUCUGUCUCUGUUUGGGAAAGACAUUGUGAACAACAUUGUGUUUUUAAUCACACACUCUGAUGGUCUUCCUCCUAAAAAUGUCCUCGGUGCCAUUAAUAAAGCUAAAAUCCCCUGCAGACGAGACAGAGGUGGCCAACCUGUUCAUUUCAUAUUCAACAAUCGUCAAGCUGAUGCCCGUCACAAUGAGAAGCGCUACAUUCGUGCUCAAAGAGACGCCUGGGAAGACUGUAUGGAAGAGACAAAGCAGUUCCUUCAAUCUUUGAAAGCAAAGAACAGAUGUAGUUUAGAGCUGACUUCAGAUGUCUUGAUUCAACGCAUUCAGCUAGAAGCUUCCAUCAGCAACUUAAAACUGAGAAUUCAAGAAAAAGAGUCGAAGAAGUCUGAAAAAAUUCAGAUUCAGGAGGCAAUGAGAAAAAACAAGGAUAGGAUUGAAAGAAGCACAAACUUUAGCAUUAGAUACAAAACGACUAUCAAAACAAAGGUGCCCAUUGUAAGUGCAUCAUGGAAGAACAGAAAAGCAACAACCUGCACGGUCUGUGAGGAAAACUGCCAUGAGCUUGACUGCUGGUGGGUUUCCAGUCCCAAAAAUUGUGAAGUCAUGAGAGACGGCUUCUGCACCGUGUGCACAAGGAAGUGCCACUACAGCAAACACGUCAAAGACAACAAGAAAUAUGUUAUUGACACUUCAGACGUUGUGACUAAUUAUAACGAAUUAAAAAAAGGUUAUGAAAUCCCACAGAAUAAGAGGUUUUCAGUUGCAAUGGAUGAUCUUGAUAAAGACCUGAAGGAGAUUGAAGAUCAAAAGUAUGUGAUUGUGUUCAAAGCUUACAAAACCAUCAAGAAUCUGUCUCAGGUGGCACUAAAACCAGACUCCGCCUUCACCCUCCAGCAUCUGGACUUCUUCAUCCCCAGAGUCAGGGAGGCUGGGAAAGAAGACUGGGCUCAGGAGCUGGAGGAAAUGAGGAGACAAGCAACAGCCGAAGAAGCCAAUAAAGACGUUCUGAGUUACCUGAAAGCUGGACUCAUGAAACUGUUUCUUGGUGACAAAUGAACAAAUGCAGACCAGAUUAAUCAAUGAGGAUGAAGAACAUUGUUCAAGAUGAGAUGAAAUGGAGCAGGGGCUGAUUUAUAUAAGUCAAAUUAAGAAAAUUAUUUUAAUCAUUUUAUCAAAUAGUUCAAGUUUUCAUUUUAAAGGCAAGCCACUCCGGACUAAACCACUGUUUGUAACACUUUGGGUCACUGGAUGGUAGUUUGUAACAAAAAAAUAAAUGCUGCAUCUGUGCAUGUU